Molecule: messenger RNA, 210 nt
Organism: Macrosiphum euphorbiae (potato aphid)
Lineage: Eukaryota; Metazoa; Arthropoda; Insecta; Hemiptera; Aphididae
Source: the annotation of a GenBank genome assembly
AUGGACUCGCCUGUGUACUGCAAGCUGGUCUUAUCGAUGAUUGACCAAUCAACCGCGGAACCAAAUAGUCGUGUGGCGAUGCAAGACCACGCCGUCAAACAGGACUCGCUGCGACCUCCACGUCGUGUCAGCUGCAUGAUCGACGCACUGGACGUGGUUGUCGACAGUUGGAGGAUAUCAACGGCUGUUGGACUACCGCCGUUGCCGUAG